This is a messenger RNA of Mycena citricolor, 1676 nucleotides long. The record is from the annotation of a GenBank genome assembly. Lineage: Eukaryota; Fungi; Basidiomycota; Agaricomycetes; Agaricales; Mycenaceae.
GGCAGCCGGGCGAAACCCACUUCACGGAAUUUCUAUGAUCGGAGCAGCGCUUUGUCUCCGCGAGAGAAAAUUUACUCAACUUGCAGCCAAAACCUUUGGACCGGAGAAGGAAGGGAAUCUGGAGAUCACUGAUCAGACUCGGCAUGCGCGGGAUUCCGGGCCGAGUCACUUCUGAUGCGACCUUCACCGAGGCUGAGGGCGUUUGUGCAGCCUAGACUCUGCUCGCUGCCGGCACGGACUCAGCGGCUCUUCUCAACUUCCAAUCUCGCUCGAAAUGCUGCAACACUCCAGCAGACGACAGUCGCAAAAGAGACCCGGGACAUUGAUGAGAUUGACAAGCUUCUGGCGUCCAUACGGAUGAAGGCGAACCCGGCGUACAAUUCCAUCAUGCCGAUGCGCGUCCCCGCACUUUGGGCCGAGUCCGUUCUGCACGCGGAAGACCACACAGCGUCAGCAACCCGCCCCAAGCGCAACGAUUCACUUGUGCCUCGACGUAUGCACGACUCCUAUUGUGAACUGGUGCUCCCCUUCUCCGACCCCACCUUUCUCGAAGGAUACACCAAUGUCCACGGAGGGAUUCGGAUGGGGAAAAUCAUGGAACACCUCGACUCGCUUGCAGGGUCAAUCUCGUACAAACAUGUCCUAGGGCCCGACGUACAAAGUCUGGGAUCUAUCCAGGAUGUGGGAUUCUACAUGGUGACAGCGUCCGUUGACCGGCUUGACAUGCUCUGUCCUUUGGAGCCCAGCCGCGACGUGCGAAUCAGCGGCCAGGUAAUGUACACAGGGAAGUCGUCCAUGGAGAUCGCGGUGAAAGUCGAGACUAUCAGCGGCGGCGCCGAGCAGACGGUUCUCCUAGGACGUUUUUCGAUGGUCUGCCGCGACGCGGUCACCCACAAGGCCCGUACGAUCAAUCCCUUGAUCAUUUCGACACCGGAUGAAGAAGCGCUCCACACCAGAGGAGAAGAAAUCAAGAACGGACGUCGAUCGCAGGCCUUGAAGUCUCUGGCUCGCGUGCCUCCUAGCUCCGACGAGGCUGAGCUCUUGCACGCCUUCAUGCUGAAGUACGGUCAAGAUCUGAGUGAGGGGUCGCACGAACGGGUCUGGAUGGGGGACACUAAACUCGACCGGUGCAUGUUGAUGUUUCCGCAAGAGAGAAACGUCCACCAGAAGAUCUUUGGUGGAUAUCUCAUGCGUCUCGGAUAUGAGCUCGGGUUCUCCAACGCGAGCAUGUUCUUCCGCGGCGGGCAUAUCCGUUUCCUUUCGUUGGAUGGCAUCUCGUUCUCAGAACCUGUUCCCAUUGGAUCCAUCUUGCGCCUUUCCUCGUAUGUUCUCCACUCGACGUCGACUGAAGGAUUGCACCCCACAGUCCACGUGGCUGUUACCGCAAAUGUCGUGGACGUAGAGACUGGCCAAGAGCGGACGACGAACGAGUUUCGGUUCACGUGGUGUCGGGAUGAUGAGCGUGCGAGCAUUGGCGCUGCGCGAAUAGUGGUGCCGAAAACGUAUAAAGAGGCGAUGCUUUGGUUGGAGGGCAAGCGUGCUUUAGAAAUCGGAGAUGAGAUGCGAGGAAUGCGGACCAGGAUCCUAAUCUAGAGCCUUUAUAUCCCGGGUUUCUUUGGUAGAAGUAUUCACUAAUGUCGCAGGUGGUAAUUAGAAACAGAUCCACUAACGCUCCG